CCCAGGGACACGUCAUGCCCCGCCCCCUGUCCGUCAUGGGGGUGUGGCAGGGCCUCUCCUGCCGUCCUUUUCCCCUGCCCAGCCUGGCAUCAGCACAGUCCACACACAGCGCACCUUGUACCUGGCAGGCCUCGGGACAGCAGGGAAGGCAAUGGAGACUUCAGGAUCCUCCUCCCAGACUCCAGACCACAGUCAAGUCCACGGAAAUACAGAAGAUGUAGACUAUGGAGAGACCGAUGUCCACAAGCAAGACAGGGAGGCUGGACUCUUUCCUCAAAAACAAUAUAAGAGAGACAAGUCUUCUUCCUCCUCCUCUUCGUCUUCCUCCUCCUCCUCUUCAUCAUCGUCCUCCUCUGCUUCAGAGAGCAGUGAUGAGGACCAGCACCCCAGAAAACCCAGAAAACAUCGGCAGAGUCGGGGGGCUGGACACUCCCACAGGGGCGGCUCACCGGGUGCUGAGCAUGGGGAGCCUGGCCUUUUGAAGGAUGAGCUUCAACUCUACGGAGGGGCUCCUGGGGAGGUGGUGCCCUCUGGAGAAUCAGGGCUCCGAAGGAGAGGCUCAGACCCAGCAAGUGGAGAAAUGGAGGAGGUGUCUCAGUUAAGAAGACUGAAUAUAAAGAAAGAUGAUGAGUUUUUCCACUUCGUCCUCCUCUGCUUUGCAAUUGGGGCCUUGCUGGUGUGUUAUCACUAUUACGCAGACUGGUUCAUGUCCCUUGGGGUUGGCCUGCUCACCUUCGCCUCCCUGGAGACCGUUGGCAUCUACUUCGGUCUGGUGUACCGGAUCCACAGAGUCCUGCAAGGCUUCAUCCCCCUCUUUCAGAAGCUCAGGCUGAUCGGGUUCAGGAGGACUGACUGAGGCCAGUGCCAGGCGGGCAGCCAGGCCCAGCCCUCGUGUGACCAGCGUGGCAUCCCAAGCACAGAGCGGCGUUCUGGGAGACACGUGGGCAGGCCAGGCUAGAGCAAUCAAGAGAGCUCUUUUCCUUCCACACGGUCUGAACACUGGCACCAGCCCUGGCAGAGGAAUCCUUUGGGCAGUGUUGGCAUGCAAUCCAGCUGCCAGGAUGGAAGGCAGAGGGAGGGUGAGGGAACUGAACCCUUCAUGGUACCCGGAUCAGCAGGAAGAUUCUGGGACGUCGCUGCUCUCAGGAAGCAGUAGGAGACUCCUGGGCCCUGCAAGCUGUAAUCUGUCAGGGCUCUGGUUUCUUUCGAACCCCAGGCUAUCCUGGUGUGCUCUCAGUUCCUACAGAGCCACCGCAGGACAGACUUACAGUCCACUGUCGCAAGACAUGGCACCACCAUGUCAGGUCCCCUGGGUAAACCUGAUGCGGGCGAGCUAUGGGGGACGAAACCACAGCAUCUGGGCUCCAUCACCUAGUGCCAGCCCUGCAGCCCUGGACUCCGUCAAGAUUCAAAUAAACGUUUUCUUCCUUGUACUAAAAA
This is a messenger RNA of Eptesicus fuscus (big brown bat), 1440 nucleotides long. It is a transcript of the gene TMEM40, whose product is annotated as transmembrane protein 40. The record is from RefSeq and is a predicted model, not a curated record. Bases 152 to 856 code for a protein of 234 amino acids. Lineage: Eukaryota; Metazoa; Chordata; Mammalia; Chiroptera; Vespertilionidae. The transcript has 12 exons.